AUGAAGAUCAUGCUCAUUGUAUUUGUUCUCAUCCUUUGGACUGAAACACUGACAUAUCAGAGCCCAGGGCCAGGCCCUGAGUAUGCCGAUGUGGUGUUUCUGGUGGAUAGCUCCAACCACUUGGGAAUUAAAUCCUUCCCAUUUGUGAAGGUGUUCAUCAACAAGAUGAUCAGCAACCUCCCCAUAGAGGCCCACAAGUACCGUGUGGGCCUGGCCCAGUACAGCGAUGGGCUCCACGGAGAAUUCCAGCACACCUUCAAGAACAGAGGACCCAUGUUGAACCACCUCAAGAAGAACUUCAGGUUCCUGGGCGGUUCCUUGUGGAUUGGGAAUGCUCUCCAGGAGGUGCACACGACCUACUUUUCAAACGGGAGGGACAGGAGACAGUUUACUCCAAUCCUGGUGGUCUUGGCUUCAGCUGAGUCCGAGGAUGCCAUAGAAGUGUCCUCCAAGGUGCUGCGCAGCGAUGGGGUGAGGAUCAUCUCAGUGGGGAUGCAGGGGAUACCUGAGGAGACUCUGAAGGACAUGGCCACAGGCCAGUUCCACUACAGCCUCCAGACGGUCCAAGAUCUCAGCAUGUUCUCCCAAAACGUGAUGCAGAUUCUCAAGGAUGCAGCUCAGUACAAGGAGGAAGCAGUCCACUCUCAUACAGUAGUCCCCUUCCCCAGUGCCUGUCAGAAAGAUUCGCUUGCCGACCUCAUGCUCCUGGUGGAUGAGUCUGUUGGGACCAAACAGAAUCUAAGGAACCUGCAGAAAUUCCUGAAGAAUAUCACCUCCUCCAUGGAUAUGAAAGACGACUGCCUGUGGCUUGGUCUUAUGAGCUACAGUGACAGAGUUCAGGCUUUUUCUCUUCUGAGCUCAAGCACAACCCAAUCUGAAUUUCAGAAGCAAAUCCAGAAGCUUUCUCUGCGGGCUGGGAAAUCCACUGCUGGUGCUGCCAUUGAGAAGAUGAGUAGAGAAGGCUUCUCAGUAUCAAGUGGCAGUGGAAGGGCACAGGGAGUGCCCUAGAUUGCAGUCCUGGUCGCUGACAGACCAUCAGAUGACAAGGUGCAUGAGGCUGCACUGGAUCUCUGGAUGGAGGAUGUAACUGUGUUUGCUAUGGGCAUCCAAGGGGCCAACAAGACCCAGUUAGAAGAAAUAGUGUCUUACCCUCCAAGACAGACCAUCUCCAUGAUGAAGUCCUAUGCAGACUUGGAAAUUUACAGUAAGAACUUCUUGAAAAGGCUCCAGAAUGAAAUGUGGUCCCAAAUUUCAACUCAUGCUGAACAAAUGGAACUUGAUAAAACUGGCUGUGUAGAUACAAAAGAGGCUGAUCUCUAUUUCCUCAUUGAUGGCUCAAGCAGCAUUCAGAAUAAACACUUUGAGCAAAUCAAGGAAUUUAUGUUGGCGGUGAUAGAGAUGUUUAGCAUCUGCCCAGACAAAGUCCGAGUUGGAGCUGUGCAGUAUUCCCACGAGAAGGAAGUGGAAUUUGAUAUCAGUGACUAUCCUAAUGAUGUGACAUUAAGAAAGGCUGUUUCUAACAUCAAGCAACUUGGAGGCAGAACUCUUACUGGGGCAGCCCUGGAUUUCAUUCUGCCACUAAUAAGGAAGGGGAGGAAGCAGAAGAUGAGCGAGGUACCCUGCUACCUCAUUGUGUUGACUGAUGGGAUGUCCACGGAUGGUGUCCUGGAACCUGCUGAGAGACUAAGUGCUGAACACAUCACCAUCCACGUGGUCGGCAUUGGUGAGGCUAACAGAACACAACUGCAACAGAUUGCUGGGACAGAGGAAAGGCUUAACUUUGGGCAGAAAUUUGAUUCUUUAAAAGGCAUCAAAAAUGAAGUUGUUCACAGUAUCUGCACUGAGAAAUGAUGUGAAUACAUGAAGGUCGAUAUCAUGUUUCUGGUGGAUGGUUCUAGCAGUAUAGGAUCUGAAAAUUUUGGGAAAAUGAAAACCUUCAUGUAAAACCUGUUAGCUGAGGUUCAGAUUGGCCCAGACAAAACCCGGAUUGGUAUCAUUCAAUUCAGUGAUUAUAAGAGGGAAGAAUUCCAGCUCGAUAAAUACUAUACACAAAAAGAAAUUUCUGAUGCAAUAAACAGAAUGUCUCCCAUCAGCCAAAACGCUUUUACUGGAAGUGCACUAACCUUUUUGGAUCCAUACUUCACUGAGCCCAAGGGGGGCCGUUCAAUGGUCAAAAAGUUUCUCAUCCUCAUCACUGAUGGAGAAGCCCAAGAUGAUGUGAUAGACCCUGCAAAAUCUCUUUGGGACAAAGGUGUGGUCAUCUUCUCUGUGGGGGUGUAUGGGGCCAAUAGAGCUCAGCUGGAGGAGAUCAGUGGGGACGGCAGCCUGGUCUUCCAAGUUGAGAACUUCGAUGAUCUAAAGGCAAUAGAGAGUAAACUCAUCUUCCGCGUGUGUGCUCUUCAUGAUUGUAAAAGGAUUAGACAGUUAGACAUUGUGUUUGUGCUGGACCAUUCAGGCAGCAUCCUUCCCCAAGACCAAGAAAGCAUGAUCAACGUCACUAUCCAUUUGGUGAAGAAAUCAGAUGUUGGCCCGGACAGAGUUCAGUUUGGAGCACUCAGAUACUCGGAUCAUCCUGAGGUUCUCUUCUACCUCAAUACGUACUCAAACAGAUCAGCCAUCAUCGAGCAUCUGAGGAGGCCCAGGGACACGGAAGGGAAUACCUUCACUGCCAGGACUCUGCAGCAUGCAAACAACAUGUUCAUGGAGGAACAUGGCAGCCGUCUCAAACAAAACGUGAAGCAGAUGCUGAUCAUCAUCACAGAUGGGGUAUCCCAUGACCGAAAUCAGCUCAAUGACAUGGCUUCAAAAUUAAGAGCCAAAGGCAUCAUCAUCUAUGCAGUGGGUGUAGGAAAGGCUGACCAAGAAGAACUGGAGACUAUGGUGGGGAAUAAAAGCUAUACUAUCCACGUCAGUAAUUUCAACAAACUGAAAGAUAUUUACCUGCCUCUGCAAGAUAGUAUGUGUACCAAUGCACAAGAGGUCUGUAACAUUCAAGAAGCCAACGUGAUUUUCUUUUGUGAUGGCUCUGACAUGGUAUCUGAUUCAGACUUUGUUACCAUGACAGCUUUCUUGUCAGACUUAAUUGAUAAUUUUGACAUUCAGUCUCAACGGAUGAAAAUUGGGAUAGCACAAUUUGGGAGCCACUACCAAGAAAUUAUUGAGUUGCAAAACUCUCUGACUAAAACCCAUUGGAAGUGAAUUCAAACUAUUACGAAGAGCAACGGGCUUCCACGAAUGGACUUGGCCCUGAAACAAGUGAGCGUUAUGUUUGAGCAAUCCGCUGGUGGGAGAAGGAAGGCUGGUGUCCCUCAGACUUUGGUGGUUAUCACAUCUGGGGGUCCCCGCUAUGAUGUGGCAGAAGCAGCGAAGACUCUGAGAGAAGGCGGCAUUUGCAUUCUGGCUUUGGGCAUAGGAGAUGUUUAUAAGGAACAGCUCUUGUCGAUAACGGGCAAUUCUGAAAAAAUCAUCACUUUUAAAGACUUUGAUAAACUAAAGAAUGUGGAUGUGAAAAAAAGAAUGGUCCGUGAAAUCUGCCAGAGUUGAGGGAAAACCAACUGCUUUCUGGACAUAGUGGUCAGCUUCGACAUUUCCACUCAACUGCUGGGGCAGUCAUUGUUCCAUGGCCACCCCCGGCUGGAAUCAUACCUCCCAGGUAUCUUAGAGGACAUUACUUCCCUCAGGGGUGUGAGCUGCAGGGCAGGCACAGAGGUACAGGUGAGUGUGGCCUUUAAGGUGAACAGUGACCAGAAUUUCCCCGCCAAGUUCCAAAUCUACCAGGAAACAAUAUUUGACAGCCUACUGCAAGUCACUGUCAACGGGCCAACUCACCUGAAUGCACAGUUCGUGCAGUCCAUGUGGGACACGUUUAAGGAUACCUCUGCAUCCCGAGGCCAGGUAUUACUCAUCUUUUCAGAUGGUCUUGGGGGUGAAAGCAAAAUAAUGCUUGAAGAUAAAUCGGACAGGCUCAGAGAAGCAGGACUUGAUGCUUUGCUGGUGGUUUCCCUAAACUCAACCUCUCAUGAUGAGAUUUCCAGCUUUGAAUUUGGAAAAGGAUUUGAUUACAGGAUUCACCUGACCAUUGGAAUGAGAGAAUUGGGCAAUAUGGUAUCAUAGUAUCUGGGAAACAUUGUGGAGAGGACUUGCUGCUGUACGUUUUGCAAGUGUUCACAGACUCCAGGACCUCAAGGGAUCCGAGGAUCACAAGUCUUAAAGGGUUUUCCAGGUCUGAAAGGCAGCAGAGGACACAAGGGAGAGGAGGGAGACCCUGGAAGACAAGGAGACACUGGACCCCAAGGAAGUAGAGGGAUUGCAGGAUGUCCAGGGGAGUGGGGUCGAAAGGGAGCCAAAGGAUUUGCUGGAUAUAAGGGAGAACAUGGAAACGAUGGGAUUGAUGGACUCUAUGGGGAAGAGGGCUUUCAUGGGCUUCCUGGGAAAAAGGGAGAAAAGGGUGAUCCAGGAUCCCAGGGCAGCCCAGGUUCCAGAGGCCCUCCUGUGGGAUAUGGAGAGAAGGGCUUCCCUGGGGAUUCUGGUAAUCCAGGACAAAGCAAUAACAUCAAAGGACAAAAGGGCUCCAAAGGAAAACAAGGAAGACAAGGUAGAACCAGCCCGAAAGAGACACAAGGCAGUCCUAGUUCCAGAGGGAGCAGUUAAAGAGAAGGCCAGAGGGGCAUCCAGGGUGCCUUGGGGGAACCAGGGAACCCUGGACUUAAAGGUACAUCAGGAGCCGAAGGAUUACAAGGACCAAAGGGGUCAAAUGGACUUCGCGUCAGGAAAAGAGAGAAGGGAAACCAGGGGCACAAAGGGCCUCAGGGUGCUCGUGGGCCAGUGGGAGAUAAAGGGAGUGUUGGAAGGCCUGGACUUUUGGGGAAAAAGGGAGAACCUGGAAUUCCUGGAGAUCCAGGGCCACUGGGGCAAGCUGGACAGCAAGGAAAACAGGGUGAUUAUGGCAUUCCGGGCUAUGGUCCUAUGGGACGAAAAGGAGUAAAGGGCCGAAGAGGAUUCCUUGGAGAUAUGGGUCAAAAGGAUGUUGUUGGUGAUCCUGGAAUUCCUGGGGGGCCUGGACCCAAAGGAUAUAGGGGACUAACACUCACUGUAGGCUUGAAAGGUGAGGAAGGCUCUCAAGGACCCCAAGGCCCUCCUGGACGGAGAAUUCUGGAGCUCUCCCUGGAGGUCCCAUAUCCUUCUGCUCUUGUGUUUGGCCAUGCUGAAAAAUGUCCAGUGUAUACAACAGAGCUAGUAUUUGCCCUGGACAAGUCCUACGAUAUCACAGAGCAGAGAUUUAAUGAAACGAGGGACAUCAUCAUUUCUAUUGUCAAUGACCUUCACAUCAGGGAAAAUAAUUGCCCUGUGGGAGCAAGAGUUGUGGUUUCCUUCGACUCAGGCACCAGCUACCUCAUCAGUGGGUCUGACUACCAUAGCAAGAAGCAACUCCUUCAGCUUCUUUCCCAAAUUAAAUAUCAAAACUCCAGGGAAGUCCGAGACAUUGGUAACUCGAUGAAGUUUGUGGCUCGGAACAUAUUCAAGCGUAUGUUAGCAGGAGCCAAUGUGCAGAGAGUUGCUGUGUUUUUUAGCAAUGGACAAUCUGUCAGUAGGUCAUCCAUCAUCAUGGCCACCAUGGAGUUUAGCGCCCUGGAUAUCAGCCCUGCAGUCUUUGCUUUUAAUGAAAGGAUUUCCCUUGAGGAGGCUUUUGGGUUUGAUAACACGGGAACAUUUCAGGUGCUUCCUGUUCCUCCAAAUGGGGAAUAUGAACCAUUAGAAAGACUUCGGCACUGUACUCUUUGCUAUGAUAAAUGUUUUCCAAAUACUUGCAAGAAAGAGAUUUUCUUACCAGAAAAUUCAUACAUGGAUGUCACCUUCCUCUUAGACAAUUCUAGGAAUAUAACAAGUGAUGAGUUUAAGGAUGUCAAAGACUUGGUGAGCUCAAUGCUUGACAACUUUGAUAUUGACUCAGACCCUGUAACCUCAGACUCUGGUGAUAGGAUUGCCUUGUUGAGCUACUCUCCUUGGGAUGGGAGGAAGAAGGAUGUGGUAAAAACAGAGUUUGAGUUUACAACUUAUGACAAUCAAGCUCUAAUGAAGAGGCACAUCCAGACUUACCUCCAACAGCUAAAUGGAGUCACCAUUGGCCAUGCCCUACUGUGGACUGUGGAGGAUCUCUUCCCAGGAACAUCCAAACUGAGAAAACAUAGGGUCAUCUUUGUAGUCUCCGCUGGAGAAAAUCAUGAGAGAAAGGAAUUCUUAAAGAAGAUGGCUCUGAGGGACAAGUGUCAAGGCUAUGUCAUAUUUGUGAUUUCUCUGGGCUCUACACAUAAGGAGGACAUGGAGGAGCUAGCCAGCCACCCACUUGAUCACCAUCUGAUACAGCUUGGGAGAAUUCAUAAACCAAACCUGGAUUACAUUGUGAAGUUUUUAAAGCCAUUUGUGUACUCAGUGAGACGAGGAUUCAAUCAGUACCCACCACUGAUGCUUGAGAACAUCUGCAGACUCAUCAAUUCAAAGGAAGAGGAUAAUCGAAAUAAUGGCUAUAAAUUUACCCCUGAGCCACAUGAGAUUUCUUCAGGAGAGAACAGCUUCAUUGGCCAGGAACUGAGUGUGGGCAGAGAUUCAUCUUUUGUGUUGGAAGACAGUGGAAGUGACCAUCUGGCUUACAUUCCAAGCCAAAUGUUUAUGCCACAGAAAUUAACAACUAAAUAUGUAAAAGAUCAGGAUUCUGAAAAAAUUGCAAGUCUCGCUUCUGGACAGGAAAGCCAUGGCAGAAAAGAAGAACCAAGUCUUACUUAUGAACUCAGAGAUGCCUCUCCUCAAGAAUAUUACAUGGAUGUGGCUUUUCUCCUAGAUGCUUCCCAAAGAAUAGGAAAUGAUGAGUUUAAGGAAGUGAAAGCUUUUAUAACCUCAGUGCUUGAUUACUUUCACUUGGCCCCAGAUCCACUGACCUCCACCUUGGGAGACAGAGUGGCAGUCCUGACAUACUCUCCUCCAGGCUAUAUGCCCAACACAGAAGAAAGCCCCAUCUACCUAGAAUUUGAUUUGGUUACUUAUAACAAUAUACACCAAAUGAAACAUCAUCUCCAAGACUCCCUUCAACAGCUCAAUGGAGAUGUUUUUAUUGGCCAUGCCCUACAGUGGACAAUUGACAAUGUCUAUGUAGGAACCCCCAACCUGAGGAAAAACGAAGUUAUCUUUGUUAUAUCUGCGGGUGAAACCAACCCUUUAGACAGGGGAGUCUUAAGAAAUGUAUCUCGAGCCAAGUGUCAGGGCUACUCCAUAUUUGUGUUUUCCUUUGGUCCUCUACACAAUGACAAGGAAUUAGAAGAAUUAGCCAGACACCCACUGGAUCACCAGCUUGGCCGAACCCACAAGCCAGAUUUGAACUAUAUCGUCAAAUUUGUAAAGCCUUUUGUUCAUUCAAUCAGAUGUGCCAUCAACAAAUAUUCCCCUGCAGAUAUGAGACCCAAAUGUGUUAACAUCACCUCUCCCAACCCAGAAAAUGGUGGCACAGAAAAUAUUGUAUUGUGA
Mesoplodon densirostris (Blainville's beaked whale) is the source of this 7515-nucleotide messenger RNA. RefSeq names its product collagen type VI alpha 5 chain (gene COL6A5). The record is from RefSeq and is a predicted model, not a curated record. Lineage: Eukaryota; Metazoa; Chordata; Mammalia; Artiodactyla; Ziphiidae.